This is a messenger RNA of Strongylocentrotus purpuratus (purple sea urchin), 2409 nucleotides long. It is a transcript of the gene ciao2b, whose product is annotated as cytosolic iron-sulfur assembly component 2B. The coding region runs from base 86 to 562 and encodes 158 amino acids. Lineage: Eukaryota; Metazoa; Echinodermata; Echinoidea; Camarodonta; Strongylocentrotidae. The record is from RefSeq and is a predicted model, not a curated record. The transcript has 5 exons. Gene Ontology annotation, cellular component: cytosolic [4Fe-4S] assembly targeting complex. Gene Ontology annotation, biological process: iron-sulfur cluster assembly.
AAUUUUGAGGGGACGAACUGUAUCCUACACGACAGAAUCCGAACCAAGUAAAUUACUGAAUUGUUGAGCUCUUUCUUUAUGCAAAAUGUCGGGACGAGAAGAACUUGAUAACGUCAAUCCUACGAUUCAUGGAAAACUAGGUGAAAGACACAUCCUGCCAACUGAAGAGGAUGAUGAUGUUGCCGACGCUAUCGACACAAGAGAAGUAUUCGAUUUAAUCAGAAACAUCAAUGACCCGGAGCACCCUCUAACCUUGGAAGAGUUGAACGUUGUCCAGCAAGCAGAAGUAGAGGUUGAUGAUCCUGGUAAUGUAGUGAAGGUCACCUUCACUCCCACCAUACCCCAUUGUAGUAUGGCCACUCUAAUUGGACUUGCCAUCAGAGUGAAGCUUAUCAGGUCUUUGCCUUCUAGGUUCAAGGUUGACAUCAACAUCAAACCAGGAACGCAUGUGUCAGAAAAUGCAGUAAAUAAGCAGCUUGCUGACAAGGAGCGAGUAGCCGCUGCACUGGAGAACAACCAUCUUCUGGAAGUUGUGAAUCAGUGUUUAACUCAAAGGGACUGAUACGCUGACUACUUUGCUGAAAUAAGCAAUACUAUGUCUGCCAUGUCAGAAGGACAAUGUCUGCCAUAUCAGUAGGACAAUGUCUGCCAUAUUAGUAGGACAAUGUCUGCCAUAUUAGUAGGACAAUGCACAGUGAUGAUUAACUUCUGCCUUGAUAGAUGGUGUGAAAGACGGAUUCAUCUUGAGCUAGUUGGAGUAAUGAGUGAUAGUGGACAGCGGUAAUACUCGCAAGUUGGAAAUUGUUCAUCACUCUAAGUCCAAAAUAGAACCGAACAUGAUAAAACCAAAAUGAUGAUGGUAUAGGAGAUGAAUCUCUAUGGUCCACUGUCUAGCUCUGUAUCAGGGUAUCUCGUGAACAAUUGGAAGAAAUCCAUACCCACAGUCUUGGUUUACAUGUAUAUUGUCAUGUUCUUAUGUCCAGCAGAAGAGCAUUUACCCAGGAAUUCAUAAGACACUGAAUCAAAAGGAAUGGCUCAGCUAUUGCCCUUUUUGUGGGGGUACAUUACAUUUAAGUCCAAUUAUUUAGGUUUCGAGUUAUUAAGAGAAAUUACAAGUAUGUAAUAUUUGUUCAGACUUUGAUUUUAUUCAUGCAUUUUCAUCAGAGAGAUACUGUAUUCAAGGGGUGAAAUUACAUUUUUCCAGGUUUAAAAGAGGAUCUUGCUCCAAAGGUAACCCUUUCAGGUGCGACAAGAAACCUUUGCACGGAGUCAUGGACAGCACAAGAAAUAAGUGACACAUAUAUAUAUAUAUAUAUAUAUUUUCAAUAAAAUAUGUAUUAUUCUUUUUACUGUGAGUUCACUGUAUAACACAGAUUUUUUUUUUGGAAGAGGGACCCUAAAAAGUGCUUGAAACCAAUUUUUAGAUGGCAAGCACUUCAAAGUAGAGUAUUGUCCUUUCAAUUUCUGUGUCUUUUUCUGUUGAAAAUGUAAGAUAUUACUUUUAAUGAGUUGAAAUAAAAAUAAGUGUUCAUGUAGCAAGCUCAAUCUUAUUGAGUUCUAAGGUACAGGAAAUCAGAUUUGGUUUUGUUUGAUCAAGAGACAGUUUGUGUUACUUAAUGAAGAAAAUAAUGUGUACAUUUUCCCUGUGGCAUGCAUCCAGAGAAAAGAUUAAAGAGAAUGUUGUAUAAGAAAUAGAGUUUUAUUACAUGUAUCUAGAAAGAAAUUGUAUAGAUAUAUAUUGUAGACGAGUGAAGAUUUUAUUUUGAAUCGGAGCAUGUGUGCUGUUGACAGACUAGUCGACAGCUUACAGACUCCUACAUGUAUGUACAUGUAUUUUGUUUAGUGAAGGUUAUCAUGUCGGCUGUACAGCUGCAGGGCAAGCUUAGAGUUCCUCUCUUAAUUUUUUUGACCAGCUUUAAUUAAUUUUCAAAUAUUGGUUCAAAGUGUUUUUGUUUCAUUAUACAUGUAUUUUUACUAGAUAGCAGAUAGUUGUGCGAAGCUGUUUUGUCCUCCUAUAAUGCAUUCAGAGCAAACUAACAGGGUAAUCUAACCUACCAAGUGUGUUAUAAUUUAAUUGGUAUAAAAGCAGAAACAAAGAGAGGAACAGAAUGGCGAAAAUAUGAAAUGUUGUUUGUCUGAAUGUUUGAAAUAUGACCUAUAUUACCAACAUACUAACAAGCAUACAUGUAUGCCAAAUCGCUUAAUACCUGAAUCUUUAAACACCUGUUUGUUUGUUUCUGAAACAUAACUCUAUUUAUUAAAGAUUUGUCCAUUCGGCACACAUUUUGUGAAGUUCGCUAUUCUGAUACACUUACUAAAACCUUUUUAUUUUAUUUUAUUGUCGCAGCAUCUGAAACUGCAAGAUUGUAUGAUGAAAAUAAAAUAAAAUGUAUGAUUGUAUUUUUAUGA